AUGGCGGACCAGAACCCCGCGGGACUACUCGAGCAGCUUCAACAACAGGAGAAAGAAAACGGUGAAUUGAACACUCGUCUUGCUAUCAUCCGUAUAAGCGAGCCUAUAUCCUCGUCAAAUGUCGAAAAUUACAAUCCAUCACCAUCAAAGCGCAGAUCUGAUGUCUCCGUUAUUGACAAUCCCUCUCCUGCGUCUCUCGAGGCAGACUUGACACACUACAAGGAACUAUUUUCCAAAUUGCGCUUUUCCUACGUCGAGCAAGUGACGAAAGAAAAAUUCCUACGAGCGAUCGUGGGCGAUCCGCCGCUAGUCGUCGGCCACAAUGAGAACAUCGAGUUAGAAGGGCAGCUGGCCGAAGUGAAAGCCGCGCUGCAAGCGCGUAAGGAAGAGGUGAGGGUGAUGAUCGAAGAAAUGGAGAAGAUGGGUCGGGAUUUGGCAAGCCGGUAUAAGAAUAUCCAAACACAGAUGACGCAGCUGUCCACUCUUCCCGAAUCCAUCGAGAACCUAGAAUCCACCAUCGCCGGACUGCGCGCGAAGCAGGUCGCCAAUAUGGGCUCUUCGUCGUCCCAGAACCUGCCGCUCCCGGCAACGCUGUCCCUGGUAGCCGAGCGCGAGGCAGAACUUGCGGCAUUAAAUCGGCAACUUGCCGCAGUACAGAAUGCUUUGCCCCGGAAGGCACGCGAGGCCGAGGCAAUGGAGAGGGAACUUGGUGUACUUGAAAGGAGAAGGAGCGAAGCCACUAUGCAAGCGCGGGAGGCCCAGAGAAUGAAGCAAGAGGGUGAGAGUGAUGGAUUGGAGGAAAUGGGUCGAUGGUAUCGGAAUGCGGAGGAGACACUCAAGAAGCUCGUCGGUGUUGAGGGAUAA
Aspergillus clavatus NRRL 1 is the source of this 864-nucleotide messenger RNA. RefSeq lists its product as uncharacterized. Gene Ontology annotation, cellular component: kinetochore. The transcript is spliced from 3 exons. Gene Ontology annotation, biological process: attachment of mitotic spindle microtubules to kinetochore; kinetochore assembly; protein localization to kinetochore. Bases 1 to 864 code for a protein of 287 amino acids. The record is from RefSeq and is a predicted model, not a curated record. NCBI's taxonomy places the organism in Eukaryota, Fungi, Ascomycota, Eurotiomycetes, Eurotiales, Aspergillaceae.